Messenger RNA from Diabrotica balteata, 1972 nucleotides. Lineage: Eukaryota; Metazoa; Arthropoda; Insecta; Coleoptera; Chrysomelidae. The record is from the annotation of a GenBank genome assembly.
AGAAGAGAAAAAAAUUUUGAAAAAUGUCAGUGGAAUGCUACGUUCCGGUGAACUAUGUGCUAUUAUGGGACCCUCUGGUGCUGGAAAAUCCACCCUACUCAAUAUACUUACUGGAUACAAAACCGAAGGGGUAAAAGGCCAUGUGUUAAUGAACGGCAGUGAUAGAGACCUUAGUCAAUUCCGAAAAUUAUCGGCAUAUAUUAUGCAGGAUAACCAACUACAUGCUAAUCUAAGAGUAGAUGAAGCUAUGGCUGUCGCAGCUGCGCUUAAAAUUGGCGCCAAAUCUCCAAAGGAUCGGGAAGAUAUCAUUAACGAAAUCUUAGACACACUUGGACUGUUGGAUCAUAAGAAAACAAUGACAAGCGGGUUGUCGGGAGGCCAAAAGAAGAGAUUAUCAAUCGCCUUAGAAUUAGUUAGUAAUCCUCCAGUUAUGUUUUUCGAUGAACCUACUAGUGGAUUGGAUUCUUCAUCAUGUUUUCAAUGUAUAUCACUGUUGAAAACCUUAGCUAAAGGUGGAAGAACUAUAAUAUGUACUAUUCACCAACCUUCAGCUAGACUGUUUGAAAUGUUCGACCAACUUUACACACUCGCUGACGGUCAAUGUGUUUACCAAGGUUCCACGUCAUUCUUAGUGCCCUUUUUAGCAAGCCUGCAAUUACAGUGUCCUUCAUACCACAAUCCAGCCUCCUAUAUUAUAGAAGUAGCAUGUGGAGAAUAUGGAGACCACACGAGAAAGUUGGUUAACGCUAUAGAAAAUGGUAAGAAUGACAUCCGAGAUGCGAGCCAAAUAGUAGGUUUUAAAAUGAACGACGGUUUGAAUAACGCUUACCAAUACGCCAAAGACAACUUGAACACCCUUAUUGCUAAUGAAUUAUCCAAAGAGGGCAGUACUCUAAAUGGUAAUAAAAAAUCAAACAAUGUUAACGAAGAUACUGGAAUCGAUUCUAAAGAUGUCGAAAAAGCUAAUGUUGAUAGUGCCUUAUUAAACACUUCCGUUGUGGUUAAUCAGCCCAGAUAUGGUAAUACGGAAAUCCAACAAUUUUUCAUUAUUUUAAAACGUGCGUUAUUGUUCAGUAGAAGAGAUUGGACUUUGAUGUACCUACGUUUAUUCGCCCAUAUUUUGGUUGGAUUCCUAAUCGGUGCCUUAUACUUUAAAAUUGGAAACGAUGGGUCCAAAGUACUUAGUAAUCUUGGUUUCCUGUUUUUCAACAUGCUGUUCUUGAUGUACACUUCCAUGACCAUAACCAUUUUGUCCUUCCCACUUGAAAUGCCAGUUUUGUUAAAGGAACAUUUUAAUCGAUGGUAUUCUCUGAGGUCUUACUAUCUGGCUAUAACGAUAUCAGAUAUGCCAUUCCAGACGAUCUUCUGUAUCCUUUAUGUAACGAUAGUAUAUUUCAUGACGUCCCAACCCUUGGAUCCCGCUAGAUUUGGAAUGUUUUUGCUGUCGUCCUUGUUAGUAUCGUUCGUAGCCCAAAGUGUUGGACUCGUAGUAGGAGCUGCUAUGAAUGUUCAGAACGGUGUAUUCUUAGCUCCAGUAAUGUCAGUACCAUUCCUUCUGUUCUCCGGAUUCUUUGUAUCAUUCGAUGCCAUUCCCAUCUACCUUCGCUGGAUAACGUACCUGUCCUACAUCAGAUACGGAUUCGAAGGGACUGCGCUUGCCACGUACGGAUACAAUAGACCAAACCUGGAUUGUUUCGCUCAAUAUUGUCACUUUAAAAAAGCAAACACAACUCUCGAAGAGUUGGACAUGGAUAAAUCGAGUUACUGGUUCGACAUUAUGGCUCUUGUUGUGAUAUUCUUCUUUUUAAGAAUUUCCGCUUACCUGUUCUUGAAUUUAUUCAGCUUUACAUACUGGUGUCAAGGAUAUUCCAAUAAAAAAAUGGCCUUGGUCGGCGACGUUUCAUCAUUUUUAAAUGUACUAUUUUGCUAGUCCUGGUUCUAUUUAUAUUUUCUUCAACGUACUAUAAGCUAA